Messenger RNA from Durio zibethinus, 3122 nucleotides. RefSeq lists its product as uncharacterized. Lineage: Eukaryota; Viridiplantae; Streptophyta; Magnoliopsida; Malvales; Malvaceae. The record is from RefSeq and is a predicted model, not a curated record. Gene Ontology annotation, molecular function: mRNA binding; protein binding.
AUAACAUUUAUUAUAUUAUGGUUUAAAUUAGAAAAAGGUCCAUGACCCUUGAGAUGAAAAUCAUCGAGGGAGCCAAGGUUGUUGUCUCGUGGUUGUUGAGAUGGGUACGAACUAUGAACCCAUAUUGGAAAAGAAUUACUGGGCUUUUCUCAAUCAUAAGAAUUGGAGCCCAAUCUCCUUCUAAGUCCAAGUAGCCUCAACAUGGGCACUUAGGCGCUACUGGUGCAGAUAAUUAUAGAAACCAUAACCAGAAGAAAACAAAAAUGGAUAAGCCGCAACGCCGGCGCCCUCUCCCACCUCUCAAGCUCUCACUUUAGAAAGCCUAUCUCAAGGUGACCUCUCUCUCUCUCUCAACUUCUAGAAGGAACCCCAUUUGAAUGCUUAUUACUUUUCUGCGAAAGAAAGGCGGGUUCUCUCCACACAACUCUGUUGUAGGUAAAGUAUGGAUAUGAUAAUACACACAAGUCAUGCCCAUGAAGGGUUUUGUUCAUUUCGAUACAUUCACAGAGAGGGUUUAAGAAAUACUAAGUUUUUGGAAGCUAGGGUUAAGGCUAAAGCUGUUGCGAAUUUUAUUUCUUUAAAGGCUUUUGUGGGCUGCAAACCCGUGGGGUUCCAAAAGCGAAGGCAAUGUAGGGUCCUUGCUGUUUCAAAGGUCGAAAGUGCUGGUGUUAAUGGUAGGUUGCAAAAUUUUGAAAGUUCCCUACAAGGGGAUUUUGGAAAUGAUCAUGUUUCGUCACGUCCGUCUGGUUCCUUUCACAAUUUUGAAGAAUCUGAUAGCAAUAAUAAUCAACUCUGUAAAUUUGUUAGAAAUGUUAAACUGGAAGAAGGGUUUAAGCUUCUUGAGGGCAUGGUUUAUCAUGGCGAGAUUCCUGAUAUUAUAGCGUGUACAAGUUUAAUUCGUGAAUUUUGUAAGAAAGGCAAGACUAGGAAGGCUACACGGGUUAUGGAGAUUUUAGAAGAUUCAGGGGCAGUUCCUGAUGUUAUAGCUUAUAAUGUGUUAAUUAGUGGGUAUUGCAGGGCAGGGGAGAUUGAAAAUGCUUUACAAGUUUUGGAUCGAAUGAGUGUUGCUCCAGAUGUUGUUACAUAUAAUACAAUUUUGCGUAGCUUGUGUGAUAGUGGAAAGUUGAAGCAAGCGAUGGAAGUUUUGGAUCGACAAUUAAAGAGAGAAUGUUAUCCAGAUGUGAUCACAUAUACAAUUUUGAUCGAAGCAACUUGCAAGGAAAGUGGUGUUGCACAAGCUAUGAAGCUCUUGGAUGAGAUGAGGAGUAGAGGAUGUAAACCAGAUUUGGUUACUUAUAAUGUUCUUGUCAAUGGGAUUUGUAAGGAGGGGAGAUUGGAUGAAGCAAUCAAGUUCUUGAAUAGCAUGCCAUCAUUUGGAUGCCAACCCAAUGUGAUUACUUAUAAUAUUAUUUUGCGUAGCAUGUGUAGCACUGGCAGGUGGAUGGAUGCUGAGAGAUUGUUAUCUGAUAUGCUUCGCAAAGGCUGUUCUCCUAGUGUUGUUACUUUCAAUAUCCUGAUUAAUUUCUUAUGCCGAAAGGGUUUACUAGGCCGAGCAAUUGACAUAUUGGAGAAGAUGCCCAAGCAUGGUUGUACUCCUAAUUCCUUAAGUUAUAAUCCUUUGCUUCAUGGGUUCUGUAAAGAAAAGAAGAUGGAAGGAGCAAUUGAGUAUUUGGAGAUAAUGGUGUCUAGAGGUUGCUACCCUGACAUUGUGACCUAUAACACUUUGCUCACAGGAUUAUGCAAAGAUGGGAAGGUUGAUUUGGCAGUUGAGAUUCUCAAUCAUCUAAGUGCCAAGGGUUGCUCGCCUGUAUUAAUCACUUACAAUACUGUGAUUGAUAGGCUCUCAAAGGUAGGGAAAACAGAUCAAGCUAUUAAACUUUUGGAUGAGAUGCGUGCAAAGGGUCUAAAGCCUGAUACAAUUGCAUACUCUUCACUUGUUGGAGGACUUAGUAGGGCAGGAAAGGUUGAUGAUGCCAUAAAGAUUUUUCAUGACUUUGAGAGAAUGGGUAUUAAGCCAAAUGUCAUAACCUAUAACUCUAUCAUGUUGGGCCUUUGUAAGGCUCGGCAGACUGAUCAUGCAAUUGACUUUUUGGCUUACACGGUGAUGAGGGGAUGUAAACCUACGGAAUCUACAUACACCAUUCUCAUUGAGGGCAUAGCUUAUGAAGGCUUGGCUAACGAUGCAUUGGAGUUACUAAAUGAGUUGUGUUCUAGAGGAGUUGUGAAGAAAAGUUCAGCAGAACAGGUAGCCGUCAAGAUGUAGGCUGUGGUGCAUGAUUUAUUUAGUUCUCCCUUGGGUUGCUACUGGUAACUCUUGCAGCUUUAUACCACUUGACUCAUUUCUGCAAACUAGGAGACUACAGUUUAUUAUCUUUCUCCUCACCCUUGAGUGAUAUCCAAGUCCGAUUUUGGUAGAAUGCCAUGUAGCUUUACCCUUUUGCCUGUUGGAGUUCUACUUUUGUAUCACCCCUUUUGGUAUUGGAUUAUACUUUCUACCUGUCGUGAACAUUUAUUUAUAUCCUUUCUUUAAGCUUAUAGAUGCUUUUCUGCUUUCAAGUUUGCCUUGUUCUGUUAGCUUGCAGCCGAUGUGGUAGUUAUGUCUUUUGCUAAAUAUAAUCUGUUAGUUUCUUUGUUAAAAGGUUCUUUAUGGAUAUAUUAUAUUUCAUUGCUUCAUCAUGAAAUUACAUCACUAUUUACGCCAUGUUCGGUGGCAUAGUCAAGUGUGGUGGGAAUUCAUUCUCAUUGCACCGGAUCUCUGUUUGGGGCCAAAACGCCACUGUUACUUCCCACUGUACUGGACUGUGCCACCAGACGGGGCCUUAGUAUAAGAAAUCUUCCAGAUGCUUUCUUCCCCUUUACUCGUGAUGGGACAUUUAAUCUGCAUGGGUCAAAGCUGGAAUGAUUGGAGCUAUGAAUUUGUGAUGUUUUUCCUGACAAAUUUGGGGAUUUUUUGCACUCUGCAACAUGUAAAUACUGGACAAAUAUUUAUAAAUUGUGCUUUACUAGGCAUUUAAGGAGAAGAAAUGAUGUCCUCUCCUUUCUCUUCUAUUUUAUUCCCUUACGACUAUGUGAUUGAUGUAGAAAAAUGUUGUUAAAGUGUUAUGCUAAAAUCUACAUGCCUU